This is a messenger RNA of Drosophila serrata, 4756 nucleotides long. RefSeq names its product FLII actin remodeling protein (gene fliI). Gene Ontology annotation, biological process: actin polymerization or depolymerization; actin filament severing; myofibril assembly. NCBI's taxonomy places the organism in Eukaryota, Metazoa, Arthropoda, Insecta, Diptera, Drosophilidae. Gene Ontology annotation, cellular component: cytoplasm; actin cytoskeleton; nucleus. Gene Ontology annotation, molecular function: phosphatidylinositol-4,5-bisphosphate binding; actin filament binding. The record is from RefSeq and is a predicted model, not a curated record.
GAUGAGUGGCGGAUGGUCACCCCACCUGGGCCAGCCACCUAUUUUUUUCGAGUGCAAAAUAACAAAAAAAAAAACGAAAAAAAAAAAAUAGAAAAACAGGGCCAUCAGCUUGAGCCCAAAAUAUUACAAUUUUAUGCGGUUAGCAUCAACAUGAGUGUGCUGCCGUUCAUACGCGGUGUGGACUUUACCAAAAAUGACUUCAGCGAAACAUUCCCCAGCAGCAUGCGGCAGAUGUCGCGGGUGCAGUGGCUCACUCUGGACCGCACGCAGCUGGCGGAGAUACCCGAGGAGCUGGGCAAGCUGCAGAAGCUGGAGCAUUUGUCACUGAACCACAAUCGGCUGGAGAAGAUCUUUGGCGAGCUAACGGAUCUAACAUGUCUGCGCUCGCUGGAUUUGCGCCACAAUCAGCUGAAGAACAGCGGCAUACCGCCGGAGCUCUUCCACCUGGAGGAGCUGACCACGCUGGAUCUCUCGCACAACAAGCUGAAGGAGGUGCCCGAGGGCUUGGAGCGGGCCAAGAACCUGAUCGUCCUUAAUCUCAGCCACAAUAACAUCGAGAUUAUACCGACGCCCCUGUUUAUACACCUCACGGAUCUGAUAUUUCUGGAUCUGUCGCACAAUCGACUGGAGACCUUGCCACCGCAAAUGCGCCGGCUGAUCAACCUCAAGUCUCUGGACCUGUCGCACAAUCCGCUGGAACUGUUCCAAUUGCGCCAGCUGCCAUCGCUGCAGAGUCUGGAGGUGCUCAAUAUGAGCGGCACUCAGCGGACACUCCUCAACUUCCCCACCGGCCUGGACAGUCUAGCGAAUUUAAGUGAAUUGGAUCUGUCCCACAAUUCGCUGCCGAAGCUGCCCGAUUGUGUGUACAAUGUGGCCACCUUGGUCCGGCUUAACCUGAGUGACAACGAGAUCAACGAACUGAGUGCAGGCGUAGAGCUGUGGCAGCGUCUGGAAUCGCUAAAUGUGUCACGGAAUCAACUGGUGGCCCUGCCGGCGGCCCUCUGCAAGCUGCCCAAGCUGCGACGACUCUAUGUGAACGACAACAAGCUGAAUUUCGAGGGCAUACCGUCGGGCAUUGGAAAGCUGGGUGCUUUGGAGGUCUUUGCGGCGGCCAAUAAUUUGCUGGAGAUGGUGCCCGAGGGUCUGUGCCGAUGCGGUGCUCUAAAGCAGUUAAAUUUAAGCUGCAAUCGUCUGAUCACACUGCCCGAUGCCAUUCACCUGCUGGAGGGACUGGACCAACUGGAUCUGCGCAAUAAUCCGGAGCUAGUGAUGCCCCCCAAGCCCAGCGAGGCGAGCAAAGCCACCAGUCUUGAGUUCUACAACAUAGAUUUCAGUCUGCAGACGCAAUUGCGGUUAGCUGGAGCCGCUGUGCCGCCAUCCAUUCCUGCGGCGGCCACGCCCAAGGAUUCAACCGCCCGGAAGAUUCGAUUACGACGAGGUGGUCCCCGCUCUGAGGGGGAUCAGGAUGCUGCUAAGGUACUCAAGGGCAUGAAGGAUGUGGCAAAGGAUAACGAGGCCGGUUGCCUGCCGGAAGAGGUGGGAAAGCCGGAGUCGCUGAAGCCCAAGCGAUGGGAUGAGUCCCUGGAAAAACCACAGCUGGACUACUCGAAAUUCUUUGAGAAGGAAGACGGCCAGCAGCCCGGUCUGACCAUCUGGGAAAUCGAGAAUUUCCUGCCCAACAAAAUCGAGGAAGUGGUCCACGGAAAGUUCUACGAAGGCGACUGCUACAUUGUCCUGAAAACCAAGUAUGAUGACCUCGGUCUGCUUACCUGGGAGAUUUACUUUUGGAUCGGCAACGAGGCCACCCUGGACAAGCGAGCCUGUGCGGCCAUUCAUGCGGUAAAUCUGCGGAACUAUCUGGGCGCGCGGUGUCGCACAAUACGCGAGGAGCAGGGAGAUGAGUCCGAGGAGUUCCUGGCUCUAUUCGACACCGAGGUGAUCUACAUCGAGGGCGGUCGCACUGCCACUGGUUUCUAUACCAUUGAGGAAAUGAUCCAUAUCACCAGAUUGUAUUUGGUGCACGCCUACGGCGCCACAGUUCACUUGGAGCCGGUGGCUCCCGUCUACAGUUCCCUGGAUCCCCGGCACGCCUUCGUCCUGGACCUGGGUGCACACAUCUACAUCUGGCUGGGCGAGCGAUCGAAGAAUACCCUCAACUCAAAGGCCCGCUUGAUGGCAGAGAAGAUUAGCAAGACGGAACGGAAGAAUAAGUGCGAGAUAAUGGUUGAGCGGCAAGGCGAAGAGAGUGCCGAAUUCUGGCAGGGAUUGGAUAUGACGCCGGAAGAUGUCGCUGCCGCAGAGCCGCUGAAGGAGCAUGUUCCCGAGGACUACCAGCCAGUGCAGCCGCGCCUCUAUCAGGUGCAGCUGGGCAUGGGCUAUCUGGAACUGCCACAAGUGGAGCUGCCCGAGCAGAAGCUUUGCCAUACCCUGCUCAACAGCAAGCAUGUGUACAUCCUCGACUGCUACACGGAUCUGUUUGUGUGGUUUGGCAAGAAAUCGACGAGAUUGGUGCGCGCAGCCGCAGUCAAGCUGAGCCGGGAGCUCUUCAACAUGAUGGAUCGGCCGGAGUGUGCCUUGGUGAUGCGUGUGCCCGAGGGCAAUGAGAUGCAGAUCUUCCGCACCAAGUUCGCCGGCUGGGAUGAGGUCAUGGCGGUGGAUUUCACGAGGACAGCCAAGUCGGUGGCAAAAACUGGAGCCAAUCUCACACAAUGGGCAAGACAGCAGGAGACGCGAACCGAUUUGGCAGCUCUGUUUAUGCCCAGGCAAUCGGCCAUGCCACUGGCCGAAGCGGAGCAGCUGGAGGAGGAGUGGAACUACGACCUGGAGAUGAUGGAGGCCUUUGUGCUGGAGAACAAGAAGUUUGUCCGUCUGCCCGAAGAGGAAUUGGGCCAUUUUUAUACCGGCGAAUGUUACGUCUUCCUCUGCCGCUACUGUAUACCCGUCGAGGAGCCCGAACCCGGCCAGGAGGAUGGUACGAAUCCUCAGGACGACAGUAAAGCCAACAAUAGCAACCAGCCGGAGGAUGAGAUCCAAUGUGUUGUCUACUUCUGGCAGGGUCGCAAUGCUGGCAACAUGGGAUGGCUCACCUUUACCUUUACGUUGCAAAAGAAGUUCAAGGCGAUGUUUGGCGAGGAGCUGGAGGUGGUGCGGAUUUUUCAGCAGCAGGAGAACCUCAAGUUUAUGUCGCACUUUAAGCGGAAAUUCAUUAUCCUGACGGGAAAGCGGAAGGACAAAGCUCUCACCGCCGACGGCAAGGCGCCCGUUGAGUUCUUCCAUCUGCGUUCCAACGGCGGUGCGCUGACCACGCGGCUCAUCCAAAUUAAUCCAGAUGCAGUGCAUCUCAAUUCGGCCUUCUGCUAUAUACUCCAUGUGCCAUUUGAAACGGAGGACGACUCGCAGUCAGGGAUUGUUUACGUGUGGAUUGGCAGCAAAUCCUGCAAUGAGGAGGCGAAACUCAUCCAGGAUAUCGCUGAGCAAAUGUUCAACUCGCCCUGGGUUAGCCUGCAGAUACUCAACGAAGGCGACGAGCCAGAGAAUUUCUUCUGGGUGGCGCUGGGCGGCCGUAAGCCAUAUGAUACGGACGCCACAUAUAUGGACUAUACGCGUCUCUUCCGAUGCUCCAAUGAACGGGGCUACUAUACGGUGGCGGAGAAGUGCGCUGACUUUUGUCAGGACGAUCUGGCCGACGAUGACAUCAUGAUUCUGGAUAAUGGCGAGCACGUCUUCCUGUGGAUGGGGCCGCGCUGCAGCGAGGUGGAGGUGAAGCUGGCCUACAAGUCCGCCCAAGUGUACAUCCAGCAUAUGCGGAUAAAGCAGCCGGAGAGGCCAAGAAAGCUAUUCCUCACGAUGAAGAACAAAGAGUCGCGCCGAUUCACCAAGUGCUUCCAUGGCUGGAGCGCCUUCAAGGUGUAUUUAUAAUUUUAAGAAAUUGAAGGAGCGCUCCUUACUCAAAAUUUUCAACAAGAAUCCACACCUCAAGGUAGUUUUUAAAGUUUGAAAGUGCUGCCUUUAAAGGACUCUCUUAAAUGAAAAGGUGCGUCUCGCUGCUCUUUUUGUGCACCUAAUUAUUUUAAAUCUUUUGAGUUACGCCGAAUUUUGAAAAUUUAAGACAGCGCGCCAUUAAGUUGCAAAUUUCAUCUUUUUUGUUGUUUGUAAUUUAAAGAGAAGUGUACAUUUAAUUUUAAACAAGCUUAAAGACCACCUGCAAGGUGCCCGUUUAAUUUUAAACAAUUAAAGAGCGCAUCCCGAUUGUGGUUUAUGGGAUGGGGAUAGCUUGGUUUAAGGCAGCUGCCGUGACAGAGCAGUUGCCUUAUACACAUGACAUGAACAAAAACCAGGAAACAAUGAACAGAAACAUAUAACAUAAAAUCAAAAUAACGCCCAUCUAGAUCGCGACAAGAAAAUGUUUGUACUUUUAUAAAAUGUAUUUAAUUGUUUUGUAUAAUUAUUAUAAUUUUUUAUUAGCUCACUUGCUCCCCGACCCCUAAAUAAUUAGCUAACAACUCCAACAACGCCAAGUAUUCGCCCCACUCUUUACGAGAAAACCCUAUACCUUAUAUAUAUAUAUAUAUAAAAUGCAUAUAUAUAUACAUAUAUAUGUACAACUACAAAUACGCAAUAUUUAUAUACAUACAUACGCUGAGCCGAGAGGAUUACUCCUUGUGCUAGUCCUUUUAAAAUGUUAACCUACUUAAAGCUAGCCUGUAAUAAAAUCGAAAGAAAACUAAAAACUAAUUGUACAAAAUGUCCACGUAUU